GAGGAGUUUCAGAACAAAAUCGAACAGGUUGAAAAGGAUCGUUCGUUGUCCGCUUAUUUUGUCGGAGACUCGGGGAGAUAGGCUCGAUUGGUUCGAUAGUUUUCGUGCUUUUGAAUGCCAUUCGCGAGAACGGGUCGCUGCAAAAUCGUCUGGGAACCAAAAAUUUCAUUGCUCAGACUGAUCGAUUUUCAUUGAAGAAUUUUCUUUUCCGAGAAUGUACGGGUUAAGCCGAAGGAUUUUAGCACUUGGAAGAGGGUUGCACACGGUGUCGGGUGAUGGCCCGUCCGACACCUUGAGGAGGAAGAUUGCUGAGUUGGAGAAGAUGAAGAAGAGGAGGAAUCCUAGGAAAAAUCAAGUAUUUGUCGAGGUUCCGGAGCCAAAAACAUUUCUUGAUACAGCAACUUGGCCGAUGGUCCUCGCCGGUGUUGGAAUUGCACUCUUCGCAAAGCUGCUCAUGAUGUAUGAUGAUUCCAGAUCACAGGAAAUGAUUGAGCGAAAAAUAAAGCAUGCUCCUGCUGGUCAAGGCACAGUUAGGAUGCUCACUCGUGAAGAGUGGGAUGAAAUACGAGAAGUGAGGCCCAGGACUCCCUUUGAAUCCAAGCUUGCUCGACCAAAUGCUAGAAUAAGAACUGGAGAACCCUUGCGCAUGGAGGAUCUGAAGGACUGGACAAUUGAUGUGAUUGCUGAUGCGCUUGCCCGAGUUGAAGAAAGCGUUCACAACCCUAAGUGAGUUGUGACCUUGGUUUAGUGCGUUCUCUGCUUCCCCUUUCAUUCACAUAUCAUUCCUCGCGAAAAUGGAUCGACACCUUGUCCUAUGCUUGAUUCACAAGUUUCGAGGGGUCUUCUGCGUGUGUUAAAAUACUAUCCACAUUUGAGGUUCUCGCCACUGGAAACUGGACUGGACUGGAGCACGACAGCACCCAAGAUUCGGUACCAAACGGUGCCCUAAAACAAUCCAGGGUUUUUGUCUGUACUUGGAUCAUGUAUCAAUGCAUAAAGUUCAUGCAUAAGCGGAAUAAAGUACAUGAGGCUUUGCCCCGUGUUGCUUGGAGGCCGUUCUUCGUCUCGAGCAUAGUUCUGGUCGAUGGUUGCUUUUAUGUAUGCGGCCACAGAAGUCUUAUGGAAUGCGACCCUGUGUUAUGCAUCCUCUAAUUCUCCUCCUGCAAUGUUCCAGGGAACUUACCUUGUAUUUAGUCUGUAGUGGCCGAGAGGGAUAUGUCCAAAAUGAUUUUCUGGUCGAUGCAUGCUGCCGCUGAGAAUGGCUUUCUGGCUUUCAUAGAAACUUCA
Molecule: messenger RNA, 1287 nt
Organism: Rhodamnia argentea
Lineage: Eukaryota; Viridiplantae; Streptophyta; Magnoliopsida; Myrtales; Myrtaceae
Exons: 4
Coding region: 215-730 (171 amino acids)
Source: RefSeq, a predicted model, not a curated record